GAGGGUGUUGGCAGCCAGUGGCUUCUUUUUCUAAUCGGGCACAGCACUGGUCUCAGCAGAGAACAAGGGGUGAAUGGGAUGGAUGGGGUUUGAGGAGAAAGAAGAAACUCCCGAGGGUGUGUCUGGCUUGAGUGCCUGUUGGAGAGUUGUGUUCAGGAAUGGGGAGCAACGUGGGAAUUAUUCAUCAAGUGCGUUCCCCGACUGUUCACCUCGGUGCAGCCAUACCAGAGAGCUGGGAAUAACCAGAGUGGGGAUGUUGCCAGCCACGGGGAAAAGGGAGUGUCUGCAGAGGCACCCUAUGGAGCCCAGGCUGGAUAAGGGUGCCGGCCACGAGGGACACUGACAGUGAACAAUGGGGCAGGGGUAUGGGGACAAGAUGGCCCAAAGAGGUAGGAGGCAAGGAGGCCCAGGUCAGAGAGUGAGGUGUGGGAGCUUGGAGGUGGCCCAGUUACUGGCAAUAACCCAUCAAGGGUGUGACUGUCAGGGGUGAUGGGUGGGCAUGCUCCCUGCAGGGAAAUGACCUCUGAGGCCAGCGAGUUGGGGGCUUCACCAUGGGACCUGUGAAGUCACCAAGAGGUGACAUGGGAGGAGGAUGGAGAGAGAGGCACUGAGUCCAGAGCAGACCAGACAGCCCGGGGACAAUCAUCCCUUCAUGGAUUCUACAUACAUGUUGAGGACCCAUUGUGGGCUUCGCAGUGCUGACAGCUGAUAAAGGUGAUGAACGUGCUGAGUAAACCAUGUGAGCUGGGGUUCGGGGUUAAGGAGAAAUGAAGGCAGGGCAGGGGGAGUUGGGGCGACAUUGUUAGAUGGGAUGGUCAGGGAGGGCUCCUGUUAGAGAAAUGAUCUGGAUGAGGUCGGGGCCCCAUUUGGGGAACGGCCAAUGCAAGGGCCCAGCCAUGGGCUCUGACUUCCCUCUGGGGCACUGAUCACAGUUUACAAUUUUCCAUCUGCUUGUGAAAUGGUUUGACCACUUGUGUGACCACACGAGACCUGAAGUGCCUCAGGGGUAUCCCCAGCCAUGAACUGAUGAAGGAGAUUGACCCCAGCCUUGGCGUGGCCGAAUUGCCUGACGAGUUCUUCGAGGAGGACAACAUGCUCAGCAUGGGCAAGAAGAUGAUGCAGGAGGCCAUGAGUGCCUUCCCCGGCAUUGACGAGGCCAUGAGCUACGCAGAGGUCAUGAGGCUGGUGAAGGGCAUGAACUUCUCGGUGGUGGUGUUUGACACGGCGCCCACAGGCCACACACUGAGGCUGCUCAACUUCCCCACCAUCGUGGAGCGGGGCCUAGGCCGCCUCAUGCAGAUCAAGAACCAGAUCAGCCCCUUCAUCUCCCAGAUGUGCAACAUGCUGGGCCUAGGGGACAUGAACGCAGACCAACUGGCGUCCAAGUUGGAGGAGACGCUGCCCGUCAUCCGCUCCGUCAGCGAACAGUUCAAGGACCCUGAGCAGACAACGUUCAUCUGCGUGUGCAUUGCUGAGUUCCUGUCCCUGUAUGAGACGGAGCGGCUGAUUCAAGAGCUAGCCAAAUGCAAGAUUGAUACCCACAACAUCAUCGUCAACCAGCUCGUCUUCCCUGACCCUGAGAAGCCCUGCAAGAUGUGUGAGGCCCGCCACAAGAUUCAGGCCAAGUACCUGGACCAGAUGGAGGACCUGUACGAAGACUUCCACAUUGUGAAGCUGCCGCUGCUGCCCCACGAGGUGCGGGGGGCGGACAAGGUCAACACCUUCUCUGCCCUCCUCUUGGAGCCCUACAAGCCCCCCAGUGCCCAGUAGCACUGCUGCCAGCCCCAGUUGCUACCAUUUCACACCCCCCCUCCACCCCCUCGGGGGGGCAGAGUUUGCACAAAGUCCCCCCCCAUAGUAUAGGGGGAGCCACUUGGGGGGCAGGGGGCGGGGAGGAGGUCUGUUCCCCCUGGUGGGGCUGAGGGGGCUGUAGCUGCCCCCCACCUCUCCCUGCCUCUCGCCCCUCAAUAAAAUGAUCUUAAACCACCA
Molecule: messenger RNA, 1989 nt
Organism: Leptonychotes weddellii (Weddell seal)
Lineage: Eukaryota; Metazoa; Chordata; Mammalia; Carnivora; Phocidae
Source: RefSeq, a predicted model, not a curated record